Molecule: messenger RNA, 3137 nt
Organism: Ananas comosus (pineapple)
Lineage: Eukaryota; Viridiplantae; Streptophyta; Magnoliopsida; Poales; Bromeliaceae
Product: ABC transporter A family member 7-like
Exons: 19
Coding region: 55-2937 (960 amino acids)
Biological process (GO): lipid transport; transmembrane transport
Cellular component (GO): intracellular membrane-bounded organelle; membrane
Molecular function (GO): ATP binding; ATP hydrolysis activity; ABC-type transporter activity
Source: RefSeq, a predicted model, not a curated record
CUCUCUAUCUCUACUAGCUUAUUAAUUUUUGGGAUCUUAAGUUGAGAUUUGUGAAUGGAACCGUCGUUGCGAGGCACUGCUAGUUUUUCGACCCAGGCUAAUGCUCUUCUGAGGAAGAACCUCACGUUCCAGAAGCGGAACCUGAAGACGAACGUGGGGAUCGUGGCGUUCCCGGUGAUGCUGUGCGUGAUCCUGGUGGUGUUGCAGGGCGUCAUCGACCACGAGCUCGACAAGCCCGAGUACCGCUGCGGCUGCACGUGCCCCAGCGGCGGCGGCGCGUGCGUGUGCGGGCCGCAGCACUCGACGCUCGAUCAGGUCGGGACGUGCGCCAUCCCCAGACCCCCCCGCUGGCCGGCGCUGCUGCGGCCGGAACCGCUCGCUCGCCCAAGGAAGUUCUUGGACAUACUCCUAAACAAUCUUGUUUGGGCAUUGUCCGGAUGGUGUUCUACUUCACAAUUAUUUUUUUUUUUUUUUUUUUUUUGGUUGAAGUACCUUAACAAUAAUUUUUCUUUUCUUUUGUUUUUCUCUAUGUUGACAGGUAUUGCAGGGAGGUUGUUCACACCAAUUCCUUCCUCCAGCCCCAAUUUCUCUGAUUUUCUGAACAUCCUAGCCAAUGUUAUUCCUGGAACGGACACAAUUCCGCAAUUUACGGAGUACAUAGAACCGGCUUUUGUCUCUGAUAGACCACUGUAUCUGAUCCAGCCUCAGUGUCUGCCAAGCUUCAAUCUUUCAGUUUCUGUAGACAUCGACAAUUUCCCAAUUCAGCUAGAUGUCGAGUGUGUUCAAGGUUUAUCGCUAUGGCGUAAUAGUUCGUCAGCGAUAAAUGGUGACUUAUACAAGGGUUAUAGACAAGGAAACACGGCGAGGGAGACAAAUGAAUUUCUCACAGCUUACGACUUCUUGGAUACUAGUGAGAAUGGUUUCAAUGUAAAUAUUUGGUACAACUCAACUUACAAGAAUGACACCGGAUAUGUUAGCAUUGCAUUGCUUCGAGUUCCACGCUCAUUGAAUGCGGCCUCUAGCGCAUUCCUCAAGCUCUUCAAAGGCGAUGGGUUGGCUAUGCAACUUGAGUAUGUGAAAGAGAUGCCCAAGCCCGCAACAAAGAGUAGAUUCGAUUUCUCCUCCCUUCUUGGUGCAUUGUUCUUUACCUGGAUCAUCGAGCUACUUUUUCCAGUUAUAUUGACGUAUUUAGUCUACGAGAAGCAGCAAAAGCUAAAACUUAUGAUGAAAAUGCAUGGACUAAAGGAUGGCCCCUACUGGAUGAUAUCUUAUGCUUACUUUUUCUGCCUCUCAGCUCUGUAUAUGAUAUGUUUUGUAAUUUUUGGAUCUAUAGUAGGGUUAAAGUUCUUCAAAUUGAAUGACUACGGCAUACAGGUUGUAUUCUAUUUCAUUUACAUCAACUUGCAGAUCGCAUUAGCCUUUCUCGCCGCAACUUUCUUCUCUUCUGUAAAGACUGCUACAGUUCUUGGGUAUAUAUACGUAUUUGGGUCAGGCUUGUUAGGAGAAUUUCUUUUGCGUUUCUUCGUCGAAGACACUUCUUUUCCGAGAGGUUGGAUUAUAGUCAUAGAGCUUGUUCCUGGCUUUUCAUUAUGGCGCGGGCUAUAUGAAUUUGCUCAGUAUGCUUUCAUGGGGAACAACAUGGGCACUUCGGGAAUGCGAUGGAAAGAUUUAAGUGAUCCUAUAAACGGUAUGAAGAACGUAAUGAUUGUAAUGACUGUGGAAUGGGUAGUGUUGCUCCCUCUUGCAUACUAUUUGGAUCAAGCCUCUUCAUUAGGAGGUGGAAUGAGGAAAGACCCUCUAUUUUUCUUAAGAUAUUUUCAAAAGAAGCGAUCACUAUCUUGGAGAAGACCUAGUUUGGCAAGCCAAGGAUCGAAAGUCGCUGUUGAUAUGGAGAAACCUGAUGUGGCUCAAGAAAGGGAGGUUGUUGAGCAGCUGCUAGCAGAAUCCGGCCGUACUAGUCAUGCGAUCGUCUGCAAUAACCUCAAAAAAGUUUAUCCAGGAAGGGACGGAAAUCCGGACAAGCUCGCCGUCCGUGGAUUAGCUCUUGCUUUGCCUCAAGGGCAGUGUUUCGGAAUGCUUGGCCCUAAUGGUGCCGGAAAAACUUCUUUCAUCAAUAUGAUGAUUGGGCUUAUUACACCAAGCUCAGGCACAGCAUAUGUCCAAGGAUUAGAUAUACGGACGAGUAUGGAUGAGAUAUACACAAGCAUGGGUGUGUGUCCGCAGCAUGAUUUGCUGUGGGAAACAUUAACCGGAAGGGAGCAUCUUUUGUUCUAUGGCCGACUGAAGAAUCUUAAGGGUGGUGCAUUAAUGCAGGCAGUUGAAGAAUCGUUGAAGAGUGUGAAUCUGUUUCACGGUGGCGUCGGCGACAAGCAAGUUGGCAAAUACAGCGGCGGCAUGAAGAGGAGGCUUAGUGUGGCUAUCUCACUAAUUGGCGAUCCUAAAGUUGUGUACAUGGAUGAGCCAAGCACAGGAUUGGAUCCAGCAUCAAGAAACAACUUAUGGAACGUCGUGAAGCGUGCGAAAAGAGAUCGCGCGAUUAUCCUUACUACGCAUUCAAUGGAGGAGGCAGAGGUUUUAUGCGAUCGGCUUGGUAUCUUCGUGGAUGGAAGCUUCCAAUGCUUAGGAAACCCUACUGAGCUCAAGGCAAGAUACGGCGGGUCCUACGUGUUCACGAUGACUACAUCUUCAGAUGAAGAAGCAGAAGUGGAAAGCUUAGUUCGACGGCUAUCUCCGAGUGCGAAUAAGAUUUACCAUAUAUCAGGGACCCAAAAGUUUGAGCUCUCGAAACAAGAAGUGCGAAUAGCGGAUGUUUUCCGAGCGGUCGAGAGUGCGAAGAGCAAGCUCAAGAUAUAUGCUUGGGGUUUGGCCGAUACGACGUUGGAGGAUGUCUUCAUUAAGGUCGCGAAAGAAGCGCAGUCCUUCAACGUUCUCUCGUGAUCGACAAAAGACGCACCUGGAGAAUAUGUAUAUCAUUCUUUUGUUUUGUUUUGUUUCUUGUUGACAUGAUUUUGCUUGUGGUUUUGUUUGGGGUGAUAUAUGCUAAUAUUAAUAGCCUUGUUGUAAUUACAGCAACCUGUAAUAUGUAACGGUGAAAAUUUUGGAAUCGUGUAUUGUUCUUAUAAUAGUCUCGCUUCAAU